Molecule: messenger RNA, 891 nt
Organism: Solanum pennellii
Lineage: Eukaryota; Viridiplantae; Streptophyta; Magnoliopsida; Solanales; Solanaceae
Product: transcription factor RAX2-like
Exons: 3
Coding region: 1-891 (296 amino acids)
Source: RefSeq, a predicted model, not a curated record
AUGGGAAGAUCUCCUUGUUGUGAUAAGAUUAAUGUGAAAAAAGGGCCAUGGUCACCAGAAGAAGAUGCUAAGCUUAAAGAAUUCAUUGAAAAAUAUGGUACUGGUGGAAAUUGGAUUGCUCUUCCUCAAAAAGUUGGACUAAUGAGAUGUGGAAAGAGCUGUAGAUUGAGUUGGAUAAAUUAUCUAAGGCCAAAUAUAAGACAUGGUAAUUUUUCUCAAGAGGAAGAUAGGGUUAUAUGCAGUUUAUAUGCCAGAAUUGGAAGCAGGUGGUCAUUUAUAGCUGCUCAUGCUCAAUUAUCUGGAAGAACCGACAAUGAUAUUAAAAAUUAUUGGAACACAAAGCUUAAGAAGUUCAUAGGGUUUAUUCACUCAUCAUCUAAUAUAUUAUUUCCUCCUACAAGCACUCUUCAAACAACUUUUCAACCCCAAACCCAAUCACAAGCAUCAAUUUCAAGUAUUUUUAGAGAUUCAUAUGUAGAGCCCAUUCCACUAGUCCAACCAAAUUUCAUGUACAACAACAAUAACAUGAUGAACUUUCAAUUAGGUACAAAUAAUCAACAUUCUUAUAAUUUUCAUGAUCAAAGCUUAAUAUAUCCCAUGCAAGCAAUUAGUUCUUGUUCUUCAUCUGAUGGUCUAAGUUGCAACCAAAUUAGCUAUGGCAAUGAGGAAAUGAUGUGUCAAAUUCCUUUUGAAGAAACCCAAAAGUUUACACUUGACAAUUAUUGUACUACUUGGGCUGAUCAUCAAAAGGCAAAUGGAUAUUUUGGGAAUAACUUUCAAAGUAGUCAAUUCCAGUAUGAUGAUUAUACUAAUAUUAAAGAAGUUAAGCAGUUGAUUAGUAGUAGCUCUACUAAUGGUAAUGGAUGUAACAAUGUAGGGUACUGGGAUUAA